UGGAGACGUGACUUACUCGGUCGUGGGAUUCAUGGACAAAAAUAAAGACACGUUGUUCCAAGACCUCAAACGGCUGCUUUAUAACAGGUUGGAAGGAGAGACAAAAAAUCAAUGAUAAUGAAAUGAAACUACAGUAAGAAUGGACUGGUCAAGUUGUUGUUCCCGGACGGCGCCAGGGCCUUGAGCGAAGUCACGCGAAGACCUCCCACGGCCGGCUUUCUGUUCAAGGUAAAUCUCCUUUUCUGAUUACCCAUGUCUAUUAACUUGAUGUAUCAAUUCAAGCUUUGAUCGGACUAAAGAUCUGAUAAAUGGUACUCAGACCCCAGCUAGGAAGGGUGAAAAAAAUAGCCCCCAUUCAACGUUGGUUUUUUUCAUUCUUAUAGUCAAACUUGUUGAUAGUUUCUACCCUUUCGAGUCCCCGAAAAUGACUCAGAAGACCAAAAAAACGCUAACAACUUGGCGGAAAUCUUAAAUAUAUACACAAUAAUUCUAGAAAGAACGCAUAGUUUCUUAUAUACGAAAAGACGUACCUGCCUACCGUAACCUAGCUGCGGUAGGUGGAAUCGGUCUGAAAAACUUGCGUCGGCAUUUCUGAUGACAGACUAUCACAGAUGGGUGAAGUUUCAUCAAAAUAAAAAAAAAAUUUUUGAAAUUUUUUGAAAAUUACAGAGACAGCGUGUUAACUUUUCUUCCACAUUGGUAUACGUUUUAAGAUAGUUAUAUAUUGAAAAGAGUCCGUUUUCAUGCAUUCAGUACUUCAAGAUAAUUUGUGAAAAAAAGUUUACCUUCCAGUCAAGCUUUGAUGAAUCAAAUGACCAAGUUUUUCUUUUACAGAACUCUAUGAGCGACUUGGUGAAGCAGCUCGCCAGCAAGGAGCCUCACUACAUUCGUUGUAUCAAGCCGAACGAGGAGAAGAGCAGCUCCAUUUUCGACAAAGAACGCGUCGAGCAUCAGGUAAAAAACGAGGCAAAAAAUAAGCAGCUACUGGGAAAAGCUGUAGUGAAUUCUAUAGGGAGUUUGAGAUUUAGUAGGUCUUAUAGGGAAUAUAAUUUCCUAAAGGGAGAAACUUGAAGGACCCUCUAUAGGAGGCCUUUUAAAACCACUUUGUCGGUUUUGCACUCCCUAGAAUCGCGGGAGUGGGCUUAACGAGUUUUUGUUGGAGCUCCCUAUAGUGAAUCCUGAAUGUCCAUUUAAGGGGUCUUAUAGGGGUUCAGUAGGGGUCUUUUAAGUAUACCUCCGUAGGGGACUUUUUUUUCUCCCUUUAGGACCAACUACAGCUUUUCCCAGUAGCAGUAAGAGUAAUUGGGAGAGGAAGUCAAUAUAACAAUGAAAAAAUCGAAGAAAAGUUAUGAAAAGAACAAAGUGAAUAUCUGUUCUUAUGGAAAAUUAACGAUUCUUGGGAAAAAUCAAUCAAUCAAAUCCUUUAUUUUGUUGUUUUAGUCCGAUGUAAUCAACUAGGCCGUGAACAAGAACUUUAAAAGCUAUAACGAACAACCGCCUGUGGCGAGCUGAAAGUCCAAACGUGUAGUCGAAAGAGUUGAAAGCAUGGUCUUACGGUCCUUCGCCUCGUCCUUCUGAGCGUAGUCCAUCCAGUUGCGCCUUGACGAGCUCAGAAUGUAGUGAAUGUUGAGCUGGAGCCCGGAGACCGUGCUCUAGGUGGAAGCCUCAGAAUGAGAGCAACCACUUCGAGUGAAGAUUUUACACGGAAUGUUAAAGUAUCAUGAAACUUUUACCGAAAUUUUCAUUUGUCGAAGGUGCCUCACCUCGAUAAUUUCCUGAAUGCCCGAGAAAAAGAGAAAAAUACUCAAAAUCCAUCUUGCGUGACUUUUUUUUGCAAGAAGUCUUCGCCUGAUCUAUUGUUCACACCUGAUCUAUUGUUCAAAAUUUUUAACACCUAUGUAAGGCCUAUUCUAGAAUACUGCUCCGAAGUUUUUAACCCUCCGCAUAACUCUGAUCUCUGCUACAAACUGGAAUCUCCUCUCAGAAUUUUUUCUCGUAAAAUUUUUAUUAGGUCCAACUUAUCCUUUGAAUCUUACUCUGAUCGCCUUGAACAAUUUGAUAUCUCUCCACUUUACCUCAGACGAGCUAUAUCUGACAUUCUGACCCUUCAUAAAAUUGUCUUCGGUAUCGAUCAUUUUCCCCAGUUCGAACUUUUUUUGCCCUCAGGUCCAAUUUAAGGCGAAAUCCACUUCGACUGCGUUCUCAAGGUCAGUUUUUCUAAUGAUUUUUUUCUUUAAAACAAUUCCUACUUGGAACAAACUCACUUCCAAAUUUCAAUUCAGCCACCACCCCAAGUCUUUAAAAAAAUUUACUGGUCAAUCUACCAUUGCACGAGAUCUUCUUGUCUAUUCCUCCACGACUCAAAUGAUGUAUAACUGUAUAAUGUAUUCUCUCAAAUUCUAGAUCCAAGUGAACUCGUUAGGGUUCACGCUGAUCUGUCAAUAAAUUAUUAUUAUUAAAAAAAGUCUUACUCUGGAGAACUAAUGAAAAAAAUGAAGAGUAACUUUCUAGGUUCGAUACCUGGGACUUUUGGAGAACGUAAGGGUCCGCCGCGCAGGAUUUGCCCACCGGAUGCCCUACGAUCGGUUCAUCAAUCGGUCCGUUUUCAACUUAUGAUAUCGCCUUUUUUGCGUUUGAGUUUCUUUUUUUGAUUGAAAGGUUCAGGUACAAGCUUCUCUGCCCAGCGACGUGGCCGAAUCCGCGCGGAGGGUCGCCUCGGGACAAUUGCGUCCGCAUUUUGCAGCAUGUGCAGCUCGCCGAAGACUGCGUUCCUGGCAAAACCAAGGUUUCGACUUCUCUUCUUCCCAAACAACUUUGAAUCGAAUCAGAUCUUCAUCCGAAGCCCGCAGACUGUGUUCCGGAUAGAAGAGCUCCGCAGUGAAAAGCUCCCAGAAGUUGUGACGUUCUUGCAGAAGGUUCUUGUGAACCCUCUCAUCUUUGCAAAUAAUUCAUGAAAUAGAUGGUCCGAGGUCAACAGGCGCGAGAACGCUACCGUCGCCUCAGAGCCGUGUAUCUCAUCAUGGGGGCCUACCGCCGUUAUAAACUCCGCUCCUACAUCCUGAGCGUCAUCCGGUCUUUCCAGUCAGCUUUGCGUCGAUUUGCUAUCCCUUCAAUUCUUUUCGUACUCAACGUAAAACGAAAAUCGUAAUGUCAGAAAAGGCGGAUAAGAAUUUUUCCGAAUGAUAACUUGUUUUUCUGGGCGGAAAAAAAAAUCAAAAAACUGUUUAGGGAGUGGAAAUCUUAAUGGUCAUAAAAAAAAGCUGGACACAAUUGAUACAUGAAGAAAAACUGAGAAUUGAAAAUGUAUAGUGAGAGCGCAUUAUGGUUUUUUGCAGUAAACUCCUCAUGUUAAUAAAAGUUCAAACCCUAACAGCCGUUUUUAGUUGAUAAAUGGAGUUGCAAGUAAUUUAUUCAGUUAUAAAUUUCAUUAGAAUUAUCCGAAAAUAGGGCCUUUCUUAAAUAUAAAUCAUGAACCCUAAAACGUUGCCCCUCCAGAGGCGUCCGACAGAUGAAGGACCUCGGAAAGUCGGUCCGUUGGCCAGCGCCGCCGGUCGUGCUGAUUCCCUUCGUGAACCGACUCCGGAUAAUGCACCAGCGUUGGAGAGCCGCGACGAUUCUCUCGCGGAUGCCCGCUCACCUUCGUGCGGCUCUUCCUCAGAAGGUACCUCACUGUUUUCCUUUUUAAAUGACUUCCUCCUGUUCAGAUCGCCGCCUUCGAAGUUCUCAACGGCAAACGCGCCAAUUGGGGAUAUCCUCGUCAGUGGAAGGGCGAUUAUUUGUCCUUGGUAAUUUCAAGUGUCUCACUUAUUUGAUAUUCAUUCGACUUUGUUCCGAAGGGUUUUUUUAUAUAUCGAAUUCUUUUUUUCCGAGAGGACAUUAUCCGUUAAUUAAAUUUUUUACUGAUUGAGUAAUAAUUUUCCGACUGGUGAGAAGUUUUUCUUUUCUUUUCUUUCGAAAAUUUCAAUGUCGCUCCAACCAAUAUUCAGGAUGAAUUAAAAUUCAAACCUACGUUGUCGCUUUUUCCUGAAAAUUUUAUUUUUCGAAAAGAUUUACAUUCCCUUUCCGUGUGAUUUUUUUCUCUUGACAGUUAAACUUUGAGUCUGCAUAUCUAUUCAAUUGAAAUGUUUCGUGAAUGAUUGACGAUUGACGAAUGAUCGUGCAGACUCGCCUCCUAAUCUAUCUAUAAUUUGAAAAAGUUUUAAGUUAGAUCCAAACUUUUCACUUCUCGUGACGAUUUCAAGUAAAUUUCAAAGAUUUGUCAUACUUUUUAAAUUAGAUGUAGUUUCUGGUGGAAAAAAAAUCAGUCUGCUUAUAGCAAGAAGAGCUAGACCCGCCUGGUGCAAGUGUCUCCAUUUAUCACGAUGGCCUUUCCACUUUGCGGACCUCGCAUCCGUUUGGAAAAGUCCUGUUCAGCAGCUACAUUCAAGUCAGUUUCUGAAGCAACACAAAGCAAAUCACAUGUUUUCAGAAGUUCAACAGAUUUAACAAAAGCACGUUACGAGUGUUGGUGGUGACCGACAGGUUCGUCGCCAAACUCGACGUCAAGAAGUUUAAACUCCUCAAGGAGCCCAUCGCCCUGCAAAGUGUUAGAUAUUCUUCAUCUCUUCUUAUUAAAUUCAGCUAGUUCAGGUAUCGCGAGUUUCGGUGAGCUCGGAUCCGAAUAAUUUGUUCGUGGUGCACGUCGGCGACAACGACCUGGUGACGUGUCUGAAGAACACCAAAGACGAAGAAAGAGUUGGAGAACUCGUCGGAACUCUUCUAGCCCACUACGACAAGUUCGUUUGCAUCAAAACUAUGAACAAUCCAUUUUGACUAGUGGAAUAUUCAAACAAAAAUGGAUGGAACGGCAUGUAAAGGACGCUCAAGAACUUUCAAGAAAUAUUCAUGAAAAAAUAGUGACUCUUCAUAAAUCCUUUAUCGGACUUUCAAAAAAGCAUAGGCGAGUUUUGUUGAAGAUUUAAGUAAAAAAGACCUAUUUUCUAAAUCAUGCAAAAAUUUCUACGCCUCCAAAGAGCAAGAAUUUUGAGAAUAAAAAAAAACUUUGAGAGUAAAUUUUCUCCUUUUACAGCGUUUCAUGAAGCCAACUGAGUUGAGAGGAUAAAAAGAGAAAAAAAUUUAAAAAAAAAAAGAAAAAAAAACUAUAAAUUCUUGGAUUCGGAGAAAUUUUUACAUGGAUUCUGUCUCUAUACGAGGAUUUCCAGUCUAGAACCUUUUUUUAAAAGUUUCCCAUUUAUUGUUACAGACAGCAGAUGCGAAGACCGCCAGUCAUUGUGCAGCCAAGCUUGGUUUGUUCCUUGGGAGGAAAGUCGCGGACGGUUCGCGUCUUGGCCUCGCCGGAAGCCGCUCAACCGCCAGUCUUCAAGAAGAACGGCAACGACGUCGACCUCAUCUGUCGGCAGCUCGCCACCACCGUUGCUUAG
This is a messenger RNA of Caenorhabditis auriculariae, 5420 nucleotides long. NCBI's taxonomy places the organism in Eukaryota, Metazoa, Nematoda, Chromadorea, Rhabditida, Rhabditidae. The record is from the annotation of a GenBank genome assembly.